GAAUAAUUAAAAUGGAUUUCGUCAAGCAGAUCACAGAUUACUGUCAACCAACCAGCCCGGUCAUUGCCAUCAUUUCGUUGAUUCUUAACAUCUUUUUCCCAGGAUGUGGAACUAUCUUGAACGGUUUAAUGGGUCCAAAAAUAGAGAUAAUGCAAAUCAUAAUCGGUGUAUUGCAGAUGAUCACAGCGGUUUGCCUCAUUGGGUGGAUUUGGAGUAUCAUUUGGGGAAUUCUCAUCUUCAUGAAGAAGAAAGGAUCCCUCGCAAGCCAGAUGAAGUAGAUAAGGGUAGAUAACCAGGAUAUUUAAUUUGAUAA
Molecule: messenger RNA, 313 nt
Organism: Moneuplotes crassus
Lineage: Eukaryota; Ciliophora; Spirotrichea; Euplotida; Euplotidae
Source: the annotation of a GenBank genome assembly